Messenger RNA from Ziziphus jujuba (common jujube), 1668 nucleotides. RefSeq names its product putative disease resistance RPP13-like protein 1. Gene Ontology annotation, molecular function: ADP binding. Gene Ontology annotation, biological process: defense response to other organism. The transcript has 3 exons. The coding region runs from base 1 to 1668 and encodes 555 amino acids. The record is from RefSeq and is a predicted model, not a curated record. Lineage: Eukaryota; Viridiplantae; Streptophyta; Magnoliopsida; Rosales; Rhamnaceae.
AUGGCAGUAGAACUGGUGGUUGGAGCUUUGCUCUCUGGUUCCCUCGAUGGAUUGCUUAAGAGGAUGGCUUCGCAGGAGGUCUUAAGAUUCUUCCAAAGAAAGAGCCUUGGUGAUCAGCUGCUAGAGAAGAUGAAGUUGAAGUUGUUGUCAGCUACUGCGGUGCUGAAUGAUGCUGAGAAGAAGCAAAUCGAAAACCCAGAUGUGAAAAAGUGGCUUGAUGAACUCCAACAAGUAAUCUAUGAUGCACAAGACUUGAUGGAUAGGAUAAAUACUGAAGUUUUGGCUUGGAAAGUGGAAGGUGAAUCUGCAUUUACGUUUAAGGGUGAGAAAUGUUUUGACAAAAUGGCCUGGGUUUAUGCAUUAGAACAAUUUGAUAUUUUCAGAAUAACAAAAGAAAUUGCAAAGGAAGUAGUCACUGGACAAACCUAUGAUGCCCUGAACCUAAAUACACUUCAAGUUAUAUUGAAGAAGGCUUUGGAGGGAAAAAAGUUUUUACUCAUUCUAGAUGAUGUUUGGAACGAGAGGAAUACAAGCUGGGAUGAGUUAAAAAAACCUUUUGAAUCUGUAGCAUGUGGAAGUAAAAUCAUUGUUACCGCACGAAAUGAUGGUAUUGCUUUAGUGAUGCGUGAUGUUCCAUCUUAUCACUUAGGAACAUUGUCCGGUGAUGAUUGUUGGAAAUUGUUUGUAGAACAUGCCUUCAACAAUGUAGAUCAGCCAUCAACCCAUCCAAAAUUAGAAGAAAUCGGCAAAAAAAUUGUCCAAAAGUGUCAAGGUCUUCCUUUGGCAAUAAAAUCGCUUGGUGGUCUCUUACAUCAUCAACUAAAUCCAGAAGAAUGGUUGAAAAUACUAAACAAUGACCUAUGGGAAUUGCCCAAAGAAAAAAAUAGCAUUCUUCCUGUUCUAUGGAUAAGUUAUCAUUAUUUACUCGCACAUAUUAAACAAUAUUUUUCUUACUGCUUAAUGUUCGCCAAAAACCAUGAAAUUGAUAAAGAUCAAUUAAUCAAGUUAUGGAUGCCUGAAGAUCUCAUCCAACCCUCCAAAAAGCAAAGGAUAGAAGAAGUUGGCGAAGAGUACUUUCAUGAAAUAUUAUCAAGAUCAUUAUUUCAACAAUCAAAAGGUAGGGAUGGAUCAAUUCAUUUUGGCAUGCAUGACCUCGUGAAUGAUCUGGCUACAUUUAUUAGUGGAGAAUUAUGUUGGAGAUGGGAUGAAGGAGACUCCAAGCCUUCAAAAAAGAUUUUGAAGUUGCCUGAUUCAAUUGGAAACUUGAAAUCUCUAAGAUAUUUGGAUUUAUCUUCCAGCUUAAUUGAAGAGAUGCCACAUACAGUUUGUACUUUGUACAAUCUUCAGACAUUACUUUUGAGAAAUUGUUCAAGGCUAAAGCGGUUGCCACCUGACAUGAGAAAGCUAAUUAAUUUGCGCUAUCUUGAGCUGGAAUACAAAGUCGGGUGUAACAUACCCGUAGGAAUUGGUAAUUUGAAAGAUUUGCAAAUAUUACCUUAUUUUAUGGUGGGCAAACAUAGUGGGCCUACAAUUAAGGAGUUGCAAAAUCUUCAACUUUUGAGAGGCAGUAUUCGUAUUUUAGAGCUCAAAAAUGUUCUGGAUGUUGAAGAUGUCUCAAUGGCCAAUUUAAAAGAUAAACAGUACCUCAGCCACUUAGAAUUUGAUUGA